UUCUCCUACACAGUAAAUUCCACAGUGUUAAAUAUGCAGUGUCAAAGUACACUGACUAUUUCAGAGUUAUUGCAACAACAGCUGGAGUAAGAUACCACCCAGUGUUGGUGAAAAUAUCCGUUGUUAAAAUAGGCGGUGUGAAACGUACUCUGGAAAGCUCCGCCCACCUCCUCAGUCCAACGGAAAUUUCAGCCAGCCAUUUUCUUCAUUCUUCAUGUCAAGCGACUCCGGGAACAUGCUGCUUAAAACAAAACUUGGUGAUGUCCAAAAGUUUGUUAGAAUAACAGAGCCAAAUCUUAAAGAAUUUUUGGUUGCAGCAUUUGCAAAGUUUGGUGUCCCAGCUGUAACAGAAGGUGUGAAAGUUGUCGACAGUUCAGGGACUGAGUUGGAUGAAGAUGUUUUUGAGGAUGUGGUAAUGAAUCCCUCAACUGGGGUGUUGACCAUCAAAUAUGACUCAGAAUCUGUCUCAAAAGUAGCCUCUCCUGAGGCGUCCCAACCAUCAUCCCUCAAUUCUUGGGACUCUGGGGAUACAGACAUCAUUCCUGAUAGUCCCUCCAGAAAACGCCAGAGGCUGGAUGCGGAAGCUAAGCAUUUGGUGGAAUCAGUUCUUACCAACAAACCUGGUGGGGAACGUAUAAUUAAUGAAUACAGCCGAACCAAGUCCUUGACAGAUGAAACCAGACGGAAAAUGGUUAACAUGCUGGCAGCUGACAUGACUGAAAAGAAUGGUACAUCCCCACCCAGGCAGGUGAAAGAAAUGUACGCCAGAGGAAUAGUGUCCUUAUUCCCCUACCUCAGUGACCCAUUCUCUAAGAAUGGCUAUGAGCACUAUUAUGAUGGGGAGAGUGGAACUGGGUACUUGGCCUGGAGGAUUAAAACUAUUCAGAGAAGCACUGCUAAAGAUAGGCGAUCCUCGUUUGGAGAAUCAGCCAAAGGAUCCUCUGAAGAUGUGUCUGGAGGACCAACUGUCAGACGAGAGUCCGAGUUUGUUCCAGAGACUGCCCUAACUGAAGAUGAGUGCAACGAAGCAAUCUCACUGAUGAAACAUUCAGCGGAUGAGGACAUCGUCAAGAAGAAAAUGAAACUGACGUUUGAGCAUCGCCGCAACAUGGUCCUUGACCCACAGCAGUCAAGCAACAUACUGUCCGAAUUUCCACGUUUUAAAGACAUCAAAGGCUUGGUUGAACAGGAUUUCAUUCAGAUGUUUGGAGAGGGUAUCUCAAGCAAGCUUCUGGAGAGGUGGCCGGUCAUGUUCAAGAAAAAAGUCAUCCAACAGUGCAGAAAGCUUCCAUCCACAAGUGAGCUUGAAGAACUCUUGUUGGCAGCUGAUCCACCCGAGAAUGGCACUGAAGUUGACUUUGGUUGGGACAGUGACCUUUCGUCAGUGUUAUUGCUGCUACACCUGAUUCCACCUUCUGCUCAGGGUCGGAAGAGACCAGGAAAGGUUUCCGCAUCCCAGGCAGAGAAGCAUCUGGUGGUCUUCAAGAAGACUGGAACAAACAUUCAAGAGCAUCUCGAUGCCAUCACCAGUCAAGCUCAACCCUAUCUCCUGGCUGUUGGAGUUAAGAAGAACACGAUCCAUCAGUUCUUCAUCAUUCUUGACAAGAAUGCCAUACCUUGCAGGUCAACAUCAUCUCUUGGUGCCUUUGAUGAACUGUUUAAGGCUCAUUUUGUUUUUGGCACAUCUUAUAACAGCAUGCUCCACAACAUGUACACUUUCAUCCAAACCACAGUGUACAACAUAGAUGUCGGCAAGGUCAAGGAAAGUCCUCGUGUCUCUGAAGUUAGGGCGAGGUUGCUUCGUUAGUGUUUGAAGUUUCUCUUCUCUAAUGAAGUGUUUUGUUUGUCAGGCUGAGUUAAAAAGUUCAAAUAUGCUUGUUAGGCAUUUAAGAUUAGUUCAUGGCUACUUACCUGGAAAAAAUCUCAGGCUUAAAUGUGCUCAGACUGGAUGUGGAUGUGUGUUUGGUACAUUUUCUGGUUUUAGGAAGCAUUUAAAUACCAAACACACUGAGUAUAUUGACCAAGAUGGAGACACUGUUGUUAAUUUGAGCAGCGUAGGAGAGGAGGUGAUAGCUAAUGUAGAUGAGACUGCCCCAACAUCUGAACUUUUGAGAUAUUCCAAUAGGAGCACUCUAGAUAUCUGUGCCUCUGCUGUUGCACAACUCAAAGCAGCUGGAUUAAGUCAAUCUUCUGUAAAUAGUUUUGUUUCCUCCAUGGAAGAAGUGUGUUUUGAGAUUCAUGGUCAAGCUAAAGAUGCAGCUCUACAGUGCUUAUCUCCACAGGACAUUGAAAUUAAAAACAAAAUAGAGCAAUCUUUCCAAAAGUUGGAAAACCCAUUCACAUCCUUAAAUUCUGAAACUAAAAGAAAUAAACACUUCAAAGAAAAGUGGGGAAUGGUAGAACCUGUUGAAAAGGUUCUUGGCACAAGAUUUGACAGCAGAAGAAACAAAACAACUGGGACAUACGAUCAGGUCAUUGUAACUGAUAAAUUUGCAUAUAUUCCAAUUUUAGAAACCUUGAAGACAAUUUUUCAAAACCCACAACUUUCGGAUCUGUUCAAGCCCAGGCAUGUACCCAAGGAAGGUGUAUAUGCAGACUUAAGAGAUGGCAACUAUUUUAAAAAAAAUCCCUUCUUCUCUUUAAAAAAAGAUGCUUUGCAAAUACAACUAUUUUAUGAUGACUUUGAAACAGCAAAUCCUUUGGGAUCCAAAAAAGGUAUUCACAAAUUAGGUGCGAUGUACUUUACAUUAAGGAAUUUUCCUCCAAUCUUUAAUUCUUCAUUGACGAAUAUUCAUUUGUGUGCUCUUUUCCAUGCUCAAGACAUCAAGCGUUAUGGUUUUAAUUUGAUACUUGAGCCACUUGUCAGGGAUCUUAAAGUACUUGAGACUGAGGGAUUUAAGGUGAAUAUGUUUAAAGAAAAAAUUCAUGGUACCAUAGUUCAGGUCACCGGUGAUAAUCUUGGGUUGCAUACUCUAUUUGGCUUUGUGGAGUCAUUUGGGGCUCGAUAUUGUUGUCGUUUCUGUCUCCUUGAAAAAUAUUGUUUUCAAACUGUGUUCUGUGAGGAUGAUCCAAAAGUUGUACUAAGAACUGUUGAGAUGCACAAACAGCACUGUCAAACAAUACAAACAGAUCCUACACUACCUCACAUAUAUGGUGUCAAACGCAUUUGUCCACUAAAUUCACUUGAGUAUUUUAACACAGCCAACAACUUCUCUGUAGAUAUAAUGCAUGAUAUUUUAGAGGGAGUUGCUCAGUUUGAAGUCAAACUUGUCCUUCAUUACAUUCAGGAAAACUUCCUAGAUGCUGAACAACUCGCUGGUAGAAUACAAUCCUUUGACUAUGGUUACAAUCAGCAGCGAAACCGUCCACCUAGAGUCAAGUUGUUUGAUGGAAGUAAUGAUUUGGGGUUAAAUGCCAUACAAUCUUGGUGCUUGCUACGUAAUAUGCCUUUGCUCUUUGGUGAUUUAAUAGACACAGAUGACAAGCACUGGCAUCUUCUACUAUUGCUUCUGCACAUUGUUAACAUUGUAUUUUCACCUGUCCUUUCUGAAGGAAUGACCUUUUAUCUCAAACAUUUAAUCAUUGAUCAUCAUCGGCUCUUCAAGCACUUAUUUCCUACAAUCAAUCUGUUACCAAAGCAUCAUUUCAUGAUACACUACCCUCGUACUAUAAGAAACAUUGGCCCAGUUCUGCACAUGUGGUGCAUGAGGUAUGAAGCUAAACAUAAUUUUUUUAAGAAGCAAUUAAAAAGCUUUAAAAAUGUUACCAAGACAUUGGCUAAAAAGCACCAAAGUUGUAUGGCAAUGGAUCAGGAGUCCUUUAGCAAGCAAAAAUUAAUCUUAGGACCAGGUAAGAUGGUGACACUAAAUGAUUUCAAAGAAGGUUCAGAGAUUGCUUCCAAAUUUGGAGCUGUAUUGUCUACCAGCGUGUUUUCUGCAAAGUGGAUAAAACAUCAUGGUACAGAGUACCGCCGUGACUUCAUUAUCUGCACUGAGGUUGCAUUUGAGAUGCCUGUGUUUUGUAAGAUCAAAACUAUUGUUAUGAAAGAUGACACUGUAUUGCUAUGUGGAAAACUGAUGGAAACUGUGUGUUUUGAUGCUCAUUACCAUGCAUUUAAGGUCAGGGUGCAUCCAGACAGGGUUCUUAAGGUGUUGAACAUAGAUGAGCUGGUUUACUUUAAACCAUUUGAUUUACAACUCAAGUAUGGAACGACAGAUUCCUCUUUGUAUGUUGUUCCUUAUUGCCAUUUCAUGCUGACUUAAGGUCAAUGUUUUAAAUAUUGUAUUCUUUUAAUAUGUUUCUAUGAGACAGUAUUUUAGCCUGACAUACAGUAUUUGAUUGCUGUUAAUAAAGACCUUGAAUUUGA
Molecule: messenger RNA, 4366 nt
Organism: Fundulus heteroclitus (mummichog)
Lineage: Eukaryota; Metazoa; Chordata; Actinopteri; Cyprinodontiformes; Fundulidae
Exons: 11
Coding region: 215-1807 (530 amino acids)
Source: RefSeq, a predicted model, not a curated record